Messenger RNA from Penaeus monodon (black tiger shrimp), 3110 nucleotides. RefSeq lists its product as uncharacterized. The record is from RefSeq and is a predicted model, not a curated record. NCBI's taxonomy places the organism in Eukaryota, Metazoa, Arthropoda, Malacostraca, Decapoda, Penaeidae. The transcript has 7 exons. Bases 536 to 1390 code for a protein of 284 amino acids.
CCUCUCGCUUGGCACUCAGGACUACUCGUCAACAUGUCUGUCUCGCUUCAUGUUGGGUCUCGCGGCGCUCGAGUCUAACUGUACAUGUGCCGAUGGCAUCCUCAACACAACGACUUCAGUUCUGGUGCCAAAGUGUGCGAGUGCAGGUGAGAGUGCAGGACGCGCUGGUCACCUACUGCGUGUUAUGUCCGUGGUGUUAUAGAUAUCGUUUCCCGCGUUCGGGGGACUCCGUGCGAAUGUGACGCGUCGGCCCCUGUCAGGUGGCUGUAGGGUGCACGAAACAGGGGCUUUGGUUGUGCACUGGACGUGGGUGGUUCGGUGUGGGCUCUGGGGUGGCGUGCGAAGGCCAUCGUAUUCGGCUGGUCUAGGAACAAGUCGUCUGGGUGUCUCCCUGUGCCCUCCCUACCCCGCCACCCACUAUAACAUACGCCACAUCUUUCGUGUCUCCUGUGAUUGCGAAAGAGGGCUGUUCUCGUGUCGUUUGACGUGGUCCUCGUCACCUGAAGAGCGUUCGGUUCAGUGCUAAUGGAUCCCAAUGGAUACUUACUGUACAUUUAGCUUCGGUAGUGACCACGCCACGUAUCAGACGAUAAAUAUAUAUGGAUUACACGAACUUCACUGGCCUGGAGACCUAGACGGGACCGCGGUAUUUCGGGUUAAGCCUCCCUGGCUGGCUCUGUCGUUAGUGACGCAUGACUCAAUGAGGGCCGUGGUCCUGUCAUGCCUCCUGCCACUUCUGCUGUUGGUCGUGGGUGCACAGGCGGCGCCGUUCCCCUUCGAGAACCAGCUUCAGCGAGAAGUGACCAUCGGCCCUUCGUGCAUGGUGGAGAUCCUGCCGGUGCUCUGCAACACGCACUUCUACAACCCUUCGCCCGAGGAGGAGACGAGAAAUAUGCAGCGCGGGUACAGUUUAAGAUGCAGGGGAUCCGAAUGCCAGCCAGGGAACCUCAUGCGUGUGUACUGCAGUAACAACACAGCAGAUAUUCAACGAUUUACGACUUCUGUUGACCAAAGACCCGUUGGUUUGCUGCCCGCUGCUAAUAACGCUUAUCCAGAGUGCGACAGGUACAUCGACAAGAGCAAAGCAAGAUCACUCAGUCCUUAUUGUCAGAGGAAACUAGACUGUAUCUGUGGCAGGUGCUGUUCCUCCGUUAACGUCAAGCACUACCCGAGGGCCCUGCUGAACCUUUUGCUUACGGAAACCCCCCCCUCGCGGAUAUGUCCUUCGCAACUCAUCCUUCUGAAACUGUUGAAAUCAAAACUUCCGCCUCUUUUAGUGGAAGACAACACCCGAGACUGGAAGAUAGAAAACGUGAACGGGGCGCCUGUCGUCAACCCUCCUUUGGAAAGCGACGAGUUGACCUCGAGCCGUGAUAGAAACAGGUCCUGACUUAUUUGAAUUAGUUACAAUAUAUAUAUCUUUUUUCGAUGAUUCUCUGACGUGAUUUAGAAAAUAAUAGAGAGACCCAGAUUAAAAGACGGUUAAAAGCAAGGUAUUUCCUGAAAAAAAAAGAAAUAUAUAUAUUUAACUUCGUUGUAAAUAUAUAUAUUUAACUUUGUGUUUUACAGUGACCUGAUGAUGUAUGUAUUUGAAGCGACUGUUUCCUUAUGGUCUGAUAAAACUAUGGCUGUUAAUUAUUGUGAAAGAACUUUGGAAAAAAAUAGUAGAGUGAAAAAAUAUAUUCCGGUGUGAUACACUCAAUAUGACAGUGGCCAUGAGGAAAUGACAUGGCAAGAAUGAUAUUGCUCUGUGUAACUUGCCUUUGAAAAUAAAAGUGAGAAGGGUUAAGAAAACAAGGAUCCAUAUUUCAACUAAUACAUCAAUAGGGCUAAAGGCCGAGAGGACGCAUUGUGACAUCCGCCCUUCGCCGCUGACCUGGAGGGUUCUUCUUGGAAAGCCACCAGAUGGGGGUUGGGUCACGCAGCCGGACCACAGAUACUCAUGUCAAGAGAAUUCAUGCUUUUAGCGGCCAGACCAGUCCAUUUGUAGAUCCGUGGUCUGACAGCCUAUGAGCUAUGAAUUACACUAUCGAAAGAUAUCAAGGCUUCGUGACUUCGACUUCCACUAACGGCCCUGGACAGAGCAGUUUGGGUAUUUUCCCCGUUUGAUAACCAGAAUGCCGCGGUCGAUCUCCUGAGUUACAUUAUCGGCAUCAGUACCAGCGAUGGAGAAAGAGGCUGGUUUCACUAGUGGUCUCGAUCCCAUGUGGACCAACACAGAUCUUGUAGAAAACUCAGGCGCAGCUACAUAUCACGUUGAGGUCACCCUGUGCGAUAUGGGUAUCUUGCCUGGGGCAUCCAUCUGCCACAGAAGUAAGUUUGGGAAGUAAUACCCUUUUUUUCGCCAGUAGGAGUGAAAAUAACAGCGAAACGAAACCAACCAAAUAACAGUCUCAAUGCCAUUAUAUAUACACACAUCGAUCAAUGUUAUCUCCACGACCAGUGGACUUCAUCGCUGCGAUCUGUUCUGACCUGUACCCGCCCUUACUGGUCAUGAAAGGGAACCACCACCACCCAUGCUCUACCCAGUCUCCUCUAAAGUCGUGGCAGUCGUCCAAACUAUCGCGAAGAUCUGGUAUUCCAAGCCUCCCCCCCCCUGGAUGGCUCGUCUUCAGCUAUUCCUUAGGUGGUCGGGUUGGAUGCCACCCGGACGCCCUCCUUGGCAUCAACCCUCCAGAGUGGGCGGCGCAACCCUCCAGAGUGGGCGGCGCAACCCUCCAGAGUGGGCAAAGACAUAUUAUAUGGAAUACUGAUACUGCCUAUUGUGAAAACCAGGGCAUGGUUUAUGUAAUGUAAAAUGAGUAAUUAGCUUCAAAGUCAAUAUUCAUCUUUAGCAUUUGUUAUUUUCUUGGGGGAAGGUAAGGUGUAAAGAUAUAUAAAAUCUUUUAUUAUUAUUAUUAUUAUUAUUAUUAUCUUAUUAUUAUUAUUAUUAUUAUUAUUAUUAUUAUUAUUAUUAUUAUUACUAUUAUUAUUGUUUAGAAACCUAUUUAGAUCACACAUUUGAAAAUAGUUGAUUCUAGAAAUCAUGAUGUUUCACUCACUUAAGAUAAUCCAGACACUGCAGUUGCACUUUCCUUCGGCACUGUUACUUAAACCGAUACGGGGUUAUU